AUGGAUCCAACCCGAAAACCCGAUCCGGUUUACGAUAUCGUCAUACUCGGAGCAUCCGGAUUUACCGGCAAAUACGUCGUCCGAGAAGCUCUCAAGUUCUUCCAAACACCGUCUUCUCCGUUAAAGACCCUAGCUUUAGCGGGUCGUAACCCGACCCGGUUAACCCAAUCUCUUCAGUGGGCUUCCCACCCGAACCCGCCUCCUUCUUCCGUCGCUAUCCUCACCGCUGAUACAUCCGACGCGGAUUCACUUCGCCGUCUCUGUACCCAAACCAAACUCAUCCUCAAUUGUGUUGGACCCUUUCGCAUCCAUGGCGAGCCUGUCGUCGCCGCUUGUGCUGAUUCAGGGUGUGAUUAUUUGGAUAUAAGUGGUGAACCUGAGUUCAUGGAGAGAAUGGAAGCUAAGUACCACGAAAAAGCCGAAGAAACCGGUUCUUUAAUCGUUUCUGCUUGUGGUUUCGAUUCAAUGCCUGCUGAAUUGGGUCUUCUUUUCAACUCCAAACAAUGGGUAACUCCAUCAGUUCCUAACCAGAUCGAAGCAUACCUCAGCUUGGAGUCUAACAAAAAAAUUGCUGGAAACUUUGGGACUUAUGAGUCUGCGGUUUUAGGUGUCGCCAAUGCAAAAAAGCUUCAAGAACUGAGACGUUCAAGACCAAGAAAGUCAAGGCCAUCGAUUCCUGGUCCACCAGCUAAAGGACCAACACUAGAAAACCAGAAGAAGAUUGGCCUUUGGGCUUUAAAGCUACCUUCUGCUGAUGCAGUAGUUGUUCGUAGAACUCUCACAACUCUAACAGAGAAACCACAUGGGCUUCCUGGGCUUAACGAGAGUCCUGAUCAAAUACAGAAGAGAGAAGCAUUCUGGUCAACGAUCAAGCCAGCUCAUUUCGGUGUAAAGAUAACAUCCAAAUCUCUCUUUGGGAUAUUCCGAUAUGUUACACUAGGAGUGUCCCUUGGUCUACUUUCCAAGUUCUCCUUCGGAAGAUGGCUUCUUUUGAAAUUCCCUUCGGUUUUUAGCCUUGGUUGGUUCCAGAAGAAGGGUCCAAGUGAAGAAGAGGUAGAAAGCGCUACGUUUAAGAUGUGGUUUAUAGGUCGUGGCUACAGCGAAGAGAGUCUUGUUUCAGAAGGAAAGACAAAGCCUGACAUGGAAAUUAUUACAAGAAUUUCAGGACCUGAGAUUGGGUAUAUAACCACCCCGAUAACACUUGUUCAAUGCGGUUUGAUAGUCUUGGGCCAGCGCGAAAGCCUAGUUAAAGGAGGAGUCUACACGCCUGGCAUUGUAUUUGGUUCAACCGAUAUCCAGCAGCGACUCGAAGAGAAUGGCAUAUCCUUUGAGGUGAUUUCAAAGAACAAGAUUCAAGAAUAA
Molecule: messenger RNA, 1362 nt
Organism: Arabis nemorensis
Lineage: Eukaryota; Viridiplantae; Streptophyta; Magnoliopsida; Brassicales; Brassicaceae
Source: the annotation of a GenBank genome assembly